Plectropomus leopardus (leopard coralgrouper) is the source of this 4003-nucleotide messenger RNA. NCBI's taxonomy places the organism in Eukaryota, Metazoa, Chordata, Actinopteri, Perciformes, Serranidae. The record is from RefSeq and is a predicted model, not a curated record.
AGCGAGAAGGUCGGUGGAGCAGAAGGAACCAAGCUAGAUGAUGACUUCAAAGAAAUGGAAAAGAAGGUGGACAUCACCAGCAGAGCAGUGUUGGACAUCAUGACCAAAACCACAGAGUACCUACAGCCUAAUCCAGCAUCCAGAGCCAAGCUGAGUAUGAUCAACACCAUGUCAAAGAUCCGCGGCCAGGACAAAGGACCCGGGUACCCGCAGGCUGAGAGCGUCCUGGGAGACGCCAUGUUGAAGUUUGGACGGGAGUUAGGGGAGGAGUCCAGCUUCGGUUUGGCGCUGAUCGAUGCCAGCGAGGCGAUGAAGGAGCUCGGGGAGGUGAAGGACGCCUUGGACAUGGAGGUCAAACAGAACUUCAUCGACCCGCUGCAGAACCUCCACGACAAAGACCUCAAAGAGAUACAGCACCAUCUGAAGAAGAUGGAGGGACGCCGCCUGGACUUCGACUACAAGAAGAAGCGUCAGGGGAAAGUCCAGGACGAUGAAAUCAAACAGGCGUUGGAGAAGUUCGACGAGAGCAAAGAGAUCGCAGAGCAGAGCAUGUUCAACCUGCUGGAGAGCGAUAUAGAGCAGGUGAGCCAGCUGGCAGCGUUGGUUCAGGCUCAGUUGGAGUACCACAGCCGCUCUGCCGAAAUCCUCCAGCAGCUCUCCAGUAAGAUGGAGGACAGGAUAAAAGAGGUGUCCACUAAGCCGCGGAAGGAGUACGCUCCGAAACCCCGAAUGGCCCUGGAGCUGCUGCCGCCCAGCGAGAGCCACAACGGGGGGAUACACUCGGCCAAAUCGCCCGGAAGAUCACCAGCCCCCAUGGACCAGCCCUGUUGCCGAGCGCUCUACGACUUCGAACCAGAGAACGAAGGCGAGCUGGGCUUCAAAGAAGGCGACGUCAUCACCUUAACCAAUCAGAUCGAUGACAACUGGUACGAGGGCAUGAUCAACGGCCAGUCGGGCUUCUUCCCCAUCAACUACGUGGAUAUCCUGGUGCCGCUCCCUCAUUAGGUCUCGCCAUGGACCUUAACCCCUUCGACCAAUCCAGAAACCCCUGAAAACAGCCUGUAUUGCAUAAACAACAAAAACCACGCCCUCCUUCUACUUCUUCUUCUGUGCUUCUGUGCAAUUCUGCUUUCACAAAACGGACUGAAAUGACUGAGACGGAGACGUGGUGGAUGAGACGAGGCAGUGGGACAGUGAAGAAGAAAGGGGGAGGAGGAUUUUGGUGUGAGAGAUGCAGAAGAAAGGUAGAAGAGAGGGACUGAGAGGGACAAGAAGAUGGAUGGAUGAUCUUUUACAGCGCUCACUCAGUCGCGCUCCGCUCAGCCGGGCAGCACUGGAAACCAAUGAGGCUUUGGAGACUUAAGGCGCGGUGUAUAUCUACGUGCAUGUAUGUGUCUGUAUGUGCGUUUUGACCCGUUUACUCUAUUAUGACCGAGCCAGCACAAAGUCCUGCUUGACAGCUUUUUUUCAUGCUGUCUUCUCCUCUUCUUAAGUUUCUUGCUGUUUUUUCUCUCAGAGUACUUCUGUCUUUUCUACCUUGACUUGCCUUCCUGUGCUCUUCUUCUUAGAUUUCCCAGCAACUGUCACAGUCUUCCCCACUUUCUGUCUCUUUCUUUCUUCCCUCCUUGGCUAGCACUGCCUUUCAGCAUGGCUCCACACUGUAUGCAGGCCUCUAUCUAACCCAUGAUACAGUCGGUCACCGGACCCUCCUGCUUUUUCGAGAAUAUCUCUUGUAACAUACUCGGCCUCUCCGAGUCUGCGUAGACUCUCGGCUCAGUGGCUGUAUGCAUGAACCAGCCAAAUCAGAAAUCUGAGUGACAAAAUGCUACUUGAAAUGUAGUUUUCAGGAGUGCAUCUUUGAAAUAAAAGCUGUAUCUGCAAUAAGUAGAUUAUUCCAGAAUGAAAAAGACAAUGCUCGAUCACUUGCUUUGAGGGUCAGAAGUAGCAUUCGUUGUUAAACAUGUCAGCUCCAGAGAUGAAAAAGAAAAAUCUUGAUUUAUCUGACAGCAGCUACACGCUAACAGCCAGAACAUGCCAGUUGUAUUGAACCAAACUUUGAAAGUCGUGGUUUUUCCAGUAUGCAUAGAGGAAAAUAUGCUUGUGUUUUCUCUGUGUACUAUUCUGAGUAACCAAUUCACAGUGUUUUGUGUGUACUGUGUGGAGUAGAUGCUUGUUAACUCGUCUUAUAUGUGGCCUGUAUGCAGGAAUAUGUGAACGGUGGUAGCCAUUCUGAAAUUACUGUUUUAAGUCCUCUAACUUAAAUUACGUUUACAAAGGCUGAUGAUUGGCAGGAAAUCAAACAUUUAAAACAUUAUAUCAUUUCCCCAGUGCCCUUAACUUCACUCAACAUCCUAGAACUCGAGGAAUUUGAGAAUGCUAAAUAAAUUACAGAACCCUCAGAACAUUCUAGAAUCCUGGCAGCGUUCCAUACCGCUCAGAACACGAUCUGAUCCAAUGAAAUUUCUCUGUAAAAUUCAUCAACCUCAUCAUGGCAGUGAUUCUGACUUGACCUUGGGGAACAUUCUAGAACUCAGAGAAGUUCUAGAAUCCUCAGAAUGUUGUUAAAAUCUUUCCAACAUUCUAGAAUCUUGCCGGCAUCUCUUCUUCCCGCAGAACGUUACCUGAUAUACUGAAAUUUCUCUGUAAAAUUCUUCAGCCUCAGCAUGACAGUAAGUCUGACUUGACCUUGGGACCUUCUAGAAUGCUGUGAAAGUUCCAGAACCUUCAGAACGUCCUUAGAAUCUUUCAAACAUCACAGAACCUCAGAACAUUUCCUCAGCAUUCUUGCCCACGGAAUAAUCUGUAAAUGUUCUGUCAUUCCAGGAUCUUGGCCACACCCUGAUAUGCUCCGUUACAUUUAAGAAACUUUUGAACUGAGGAGUUUGUUGGUGUCAUUUUGAACUAUAGAAGGAUGUUUUUAGACCUCAGAAGCAUCCUGGAUCGAUGUCAUAUAUUUGGGCAUACUUAGAACAUUCUCGAACCUUUACAGCAUUCCUGCCCACAGAUUUAUCUAGAUUAUUUUUUUUUUAUCAUUCCAGAAUAUUGGAAAUAUUUUAAAACACUCCAGUACAUUUAAGAAACUUUUGAACAUGUAGUUUCUUAGUUCUUACGAAUAUUCCAGCCAGGUUAGUGAAGUGGUUGGCAUUGGUGGUAAAUGUUAGCCGUGCUAGUUCCCCGGAGUAAGCAUCACGUACAGUAUAAAGUGGGAUUUGUUCAGUGGCUAUAACUGUUACUCCACUUAAGUGCUACCUACAUAUGUUUGUAUGUGUACGAAGCGUUCAUUAUAAGGCAGUGUUAAAUAGUCUACUCUAACAAAGACCUCAUGAGAAAAGUUAAUUAUAGUUAAAGGCUGUUUAAUGAUUCAACUAUUAUCACUGAAUUCGGAUGAAACAGAUUUCUCUUGUAACGGAAACCAUCAGUUUGUGUUUUGCCUCUGAUGGCAGCAGAACAUUUUUAACUUCAGGAAGUUGACAGAGUGCUUUACAAUUAGACGAUUCUAUUUGAGUCGACACUAAAAGCAGUUGAAAUGUUGUAAAGUUAAGAUUUCUUUUCAAACGUGUUCUCUUCUUAUGUCUCAUUGUUCUGUUCAAACAAAACAUAACACUGAAGAACUUACUUUUAUAUCCAUGGUUUCUUGGAAUGGGCGUUCAGUAUGGUGCUGGGUUUAUAUCAACUCCAUUGUACAUAAAACAACUGAAUAGUGUCCAAGACUGGAGGUUUACUGUACCCACAGCGUCUUUGCUCUGGUAUACGUGCAAGGUCCAUGCUAAUCACUUUGACUCUUGUUCUCAUUUACCAUGCUAACAUUUCUAAAAUAAUAACAUUUAAUGGAUAUUAUAUUGAAUAUUUAAUGUAUCAACUGUAUUGUUAAAUUAAAAAGCUUAGGGUUUUUCCAUCUAGGUAUUGUUUAUUUAAGAGUCAAAAAACGUCUGUAGUUUAUGCUAGCAUGGCUAAUGCUAAUGUGCCAGUUGUGGCUAACCAGCUAGCGUUUCACUUCACAUUC